UGCAACCCACAGUUCCUUAGCCAACUUUUUAGAAUGCGCAUUUACACAGCCGACGAGUCCGGGUUGAUAAAGACUGUAACGAUCGAUCCCAAGGUGUCGCUCCUGGAGGCCAAGGCGCGGGCCGCAAAGAAAGCCAAGGCUGACGCCAAGGCACGGGCCAACGCCUCCAAGGCUGGCACCAAGCUGCCCACGGAGGAGGCCAGCCUCGCCGGCGUCGCUAUCAGCACCCUCAGUGGCACUGUUCAGCGCGAUCUGGGGAUUGCACACAUGAGCGAAAUGACAUUCGGCAACGAGAGUGCUUUCAUCGUAGCGCGACAGAACGGAUCUGUAGACGUGAUCUCGCAGGCCACGGGCUCCGAGCUGUAUUCGUUCAGCGAGCCCGAGUUUUCACAGAAGCUGAGCAUCAAGAGCAACGGCAAGUUCAUCACCAGCACACAGUACGUGGGUGUGGGUGCUGGCCCAGACCACUUUGUGUCGUGCACAAAUCUCGGCCAAGUGCGGUACCAGUCGUUUGCAGGCAGCUCGACACUGCUGAAACUGCCUGUGGAUGCGUGCCACAUGCGCACGCAUUUGAGGCGUCCAAGCAUCCUCGCAGUCGGCGGGCGCGAGCAGGAGCUGACGGUAUGGGAUGCAGAGACACUGGAGACAAAGAAGCCGGGCGAGUUCUCCAAGGCUACCAGCGCGCCUCUGUUCAAAUCCAAGAAUGUUGCCAACGAUAACCUGGAUCUGCGUGUGCCCGUGUGGAUCACUGACAUGCAGUUCACCAGCGACGACACGUCCACGAUCGCCGUGGCUUCGGGCUACAAGCACAUUAGACUGUAUGAUACGAGAGCGAACCAGCGGCCAGUGCAGGAGUGGAGCGUGUCAAAGCACCCGAUCCUGCACUUGCUCAAGUCGCAUGUCAAGCCCGAGCUAUUCUUUGCUGACAACAUGGGCAAUCUGCAGCAGAUGGAUAUGCGCAAGGGUAAUGUGAUUGGUGGAUACAAGGAGAUUGCGGGCGCGGUGCGUGCCAUUGCACUCAGUGAAGACGGCUCAAAGGUAGCCGCGGCCGGACUGGACCGGUUUGUGCGUGUCUACGAGACCGGCGGCACUAGGGCAAUGCUGCACCGAGCAUAUGUAAAGCAGCGGGUCACAGGGCUCGUGUAUGACUGGAGUUCCAAGGAUGUCAACUCUGAUGAGGAAGAGCAGCAGGAGACCGAGGCUAUCUGGGACAGCAUGCCGACGGCCGGCGACAAGAGUUCGAAGCGUAAGAGGCGGACAUCCGAGUAAAGCAGUUUAUUCGAAGUUGAUAACUCUGAAGAUAGCUAGAAAUG
Linderina pennispora is the source of this 1313-nucleotide messenger RNA. Its product is annotated as WD40 repeat-like protein. The record is from RefSeq and is a predicted model, not a curated record. Gene Ontology annotation, molecular function: protein binding. Gene Ontology annotation, cellular component: preribosome, large subunit precursor; nucleolus. Lineage: Eukaryota; Fungi; Kickxellomycota; Kickxellomycetes; Kickxellales; Kickxellaceae. Gene Ontology annotation, biological process: ribosomal large subunit biogenesis. The transcript has a single exon. Bases 34 to 1269 code for a protein of 411 amino acids.